This is a messenger RNA of Castor canadensis (American beaver), 4614 nucleotides long. The record is from RefSeq and is a predicted model, not a curated record. Lineage: Eukaryota; Metazoa; Chordata; Mammalia; Rodentia; Castoridae.
AUGGCGGCUUUGGGGCCAGGAGGCUACGCGCGGAACGAUGCGGUCGAGAAGCUGCCAUCUGUCAUGGUGGGAGUUCCAGCGCGGAGAACCCAGUCCUCCCCGCCUCCCGCCCCACCGCUCUGCCUUCGGCGGCGGACGCGACUCUCGUCAGCGCCGGAGGACACAGUGAAUAACCGGGUGUCACUUGAGAAGGUACUUGGCAUCACAGCCCAGAAUAGCAGUGGCCUAACCUGUGACCCUGGCACUGGUCAUGUGGCCUAUCUCGCAGGCUGUGUGGUGGUGAUUUUGAACCCCAAGGAGAACAAGCAACAGCACAUCUUUAAUACUGCCAGGAAGUCCCUGAGCGCUCUGGCCUUUUCCCCUGAUGGGAAGUACAUAGUGACAGGGGAGAACGGGCACAGGCCAGCCGUGCGCAUCUGGGAUGUGGAAGAGAAAAGUCAGGUGUCAGAGAUGCUGGGCCACAAGUAUGGUGUGGCCUGUGUGGCCUUCUCACCGAAUAUGAAGCACAUCGUGUCCAUGGGCUACCAGCAUGACAUGGUCCUCAACGUGUGGGACUGGAAGAAAGACAUCGUGGUGGCCUCCAACAAGGUAUCAUGUAGGGUCAUUGCCCUCUCCUUCUCUGAGGACAGCAGCUAUUUUGUCACUGUUGGGAACCGGCAUGUGAGAUUCUGGUUCUUGGAAGUCUCCACUGAAGCAAAGGUGACUGGCACAGUGCCGCUGGUUGGACGCUCAGGCAUCCUGGGUGAGCUGCACAACAACAUCUUCUGUGGUGUGGCCUGCGGCCGGGGCCGAAUGGCAGGGAAUACCUUCUGUGUGUCCUAUUCGGGCCUCCUCUGCCAGUUCAAUGAGAAGCGGGUGCUGGAGAAGUGGAUCAACUUGAAGGUCUCCCUGUCUUCCUGCCUCUGUGUCAGUGAGGAGCUCAUCUUCUGUGGCUGCACAGAUGGGAUAGUUCGAAUCUUUCAGGCCCACAACCUGCACUACCUCGCCAACCUGCCCAAGCCGCACUAUCUUGGGGUAGACGUGGCACAGGGCCUGGAGCCCAGCUUCCUCUUCCACAGGAAAGCAGAAGCAGUCUACCCAGAUACAGUGGCACUGACGUUUGACCCUGUCCAUCAGUGGCUGUCCUGCGUGUACAAAGACCACAGCAUCUAUGUCUGGGAUGUUAAGGACAUCAACAAAGUGAGCAAGAUGUGGUCAGAGCUCUUCCACAGCUCCUAUGUCUGGAAUGUGGAGGUGUAUCCUGAAUUUGAAGAUCAGAGAGCUUGUUUGCCAUCCGGGUCUUUCCUGACUUGUUCCUCAGACAACACCAUCCGGUUCUGGAACAUGAACAGCGACUCCAGCUCUCACUGGCAGAAAAACAUCUUCAGCAAUACCCUUCUGAAAGUAGUGUACGUGGAGAAUGACAUCCAGCACCUGCAGGACACAUCACACUUCCCCGACCGGGGCAGCGAGAACGGGACGCCUGUGGAUGUGAAAGCUGGGGUGCGCGUCAUGCAGGUCAGUCCUGACGGCCAGCACUUGGCUUCAGGCGACCGGAGUGGAAAUCUGAGGAUCCAUGAGCUGCACUUCAUGGACGAGCUGGUCAAGGUGGAGGCCCAUGAUGCUGAAGUGCUAUGCCUGGAGUACUCCAAGCCCGAAACAGGACUGACCUUGCUGGCCUCAGCCAGUCGGGACCGCCUGAUCCACGUGCUGAAUGUAGAGAAGAACUACAACCUGGAGCAGACCCUAGACGACCACUCCUCCUCCAUCACGGCCAUUAAGUUUGCUGGCAACAGAGACAUCCAGAUGAUCAGCUGUGGGGCUGACAAGAGCAUCUACUUCCGCAGUGCCCAGAGGGCCUCGGAUGGACUGCACUUUGUCCGCACCCACCACGUAGCAGAGAAAACCACUUUGUAUGACAUGGACAUUGACAUCACGCAGAAGUAUGUGGCUGUGGCCUGUCAGGACCGCAAUGUGAGGGUCUACAAUACAGUGAAUGGAAAGCAGAAGAAAUGCUACAAGGGAUCCCAGGGUGAUGAAGGGUCCCUGCUGAAGGUCCAUGUGGAUCCCUCAGGCACCUUCUUAGCCACAAGCUGCUCUGACAAAAGCAUCUCUGUGAUCGACUUUUAUUCAGGAGAAUGUGUUGCCAAGAUGUUUGGCCACUCAGAAAUCAUUACCGGGAUGAAGUUCACCUAUGACUGUCGUCACUUGAUCACAGUAUCUGGAGACAGCUGCGUGUUCAUCUGGCACCUGGGCCCAGAGAUCACCACCUGCAUGAAGCAGCACUUGUUGGAGAUCGACCACCAGGAGCAGCAGCGGCAGCAGCAGCCCAAGGACAGGAAUUGGAGUGGCCAUCCCAGGCAGGAGACCUAUGCAUCCGUGCCCAGUGAGAUUUGCUCCCUAAGUCCUGGAGAGCAGACAGAAGAUGAGAUGGAGGAGGAGGGUGAACCAGAAGAGCUGCUGAAGACCCCAUCCAAGGAGAGCUUUGAUUCAGAUCCUCGGUGCCUACUGACCAACGGCAAGCUGCCAUUAUGGGCAAAGCGGCUGCUAGGGGAUGAUGAUGUGACAGAUGGUUCAACCUUCCACACCAAGCGCAGCUACCAGCCACACGGCCGCUGGGCAGAGCGGGCUGACCAGGAGCCCCUUAAGACCAUCCUGGAUGCCCGGGCCCUGAAUUGCUACUUUACACCCAUGAAGCCUGAACGCCUGGAGGAUUCCAUUUUAGACACAAUGGAGCCACAGAACCUGGCGGGCCUGCUGAGUGAGUCAGAGAGUCCCCAGGAGAAUGGCUGCGGGCACCUCUCCUUCCUGCCCCUGCAGAGGGAGUCGUCUGAGACCAGUGAGGAGCUCAUCUACUCUCUGGAGGCAGAAGUGACAGUCACAGGAACAGACAGCGAAUACUGUGAAAAGGAGGCUGAGGCAGGGCCUGGGGAACAUCAGGGUGAAUCCUACCUCAGGGUGGUCUCCAUCAACUCGAAAGCCCAGAGCCCACCUGAGGACUCAGGGGAGUCAGAGGCUGAUUUGGAGUGCAGCUUUGCCACCAUCCAUUUCCCUGCUCCACAGCCUGACCCAGAUCCUCGGCUUUCCGUGACAAUACCCCAGGAGCCAGGAUGCCCAACUAUAGCAGAAGAGACAUCCCGGCCUGAGGGGCCAGGCUUGGCCAACAGCUCCCUACCCCAGACCCCUGAGCAGGAGAAGUUUCUCCGCCACCACUUUGAGACGCUUACUGACACAACCCCUGAAGAGCUCUUCCAAGGAUCCCUGGAGGACAUGAAGUUCUCGGAGGCCGAGGACUACUUCAAUCCCCGGCUAAGCAUCUCCACCCAAUUUCUCUCGCGCCUCCAGAAGACACCCAGGUUCACCCGCACCUUCCCUCCUCGGCUGCCCCUGCACCUUGUGAGGUCUCCAGAGGUCAAGCCCACUGGCCGAGCAGAGCCCCUGAGAGCAGGUACUGGCUACAUCUCCCCAGACGGGACCAACGUGCUUUCUGGGGGUAAGGCUGAGGAGCCCCUCAACACCCUGGAGGCCUGGUGCCAACUGAGUGAGUGCCUCCCCACCCUGUCUCCCCGUGUCCCUUCCUCCUCAGUGCCACCCACAAACAGGAAGCCUUCGACACCCACAUCUGUAUCUACCCCUGGCUCACAUCUGGGCCUGGCUCAGAGUGUCUGUGUCCCCUCUACCUGUUCCUACAUGGAGACCACUGCCAGCUCCCGUGCCAAGAUCUCCCUCGGGGACAGUAAGGACCCUGUCAUGGCUGAGCUGACUAGGCCCCUCCAUAGGCCUUCAUCCAUGGGGGAGCUGGCCUCUCUGAACCAGGAGCUCACCACCAAGGCCACUUCCAGUUCUGGAAGUGAGGGGCAAGAGUCUGUCUUGCCCUCCUGGGGCAACCAUGAGGCUCGAGCCAACCUGAGACUGACCUUGUCAAGCAUCUGUGAUAGGCUCCUGUCCCCAUCCCCACUGGAGCCAACCACCACAUGUGUGUGGCCAGAAGAGCCCGGGGAUACCCGGCCUGGUGCAUCCGUCACAGCAGCCAGCUUGUUAGCCCCUAGCCCUGUGGAUGUGAGCACGCUGAGGCUCCACAGUUCUGCUUUUCUCCCAAAGCUCCCCACCCCUGAGCCCCUCACCCCUCCUGCCCACCCCAACAGCCCCCAGCUUCCAGAGGCCAGGCUGGGGGUCCCUGAUAGCACUGCCUCCCUCCUGGAGCCCAGCCCUGGUGCCCCCAGUUCCAUCCUGGGCAGCUCUGGACACUGGGGAGAACCUGGGCUGCCAGAUGAAGUCCUGCUCCCCACACCCCUGGAGCUGCGCAAUGUGAGAAGUGUCUUGAACAGGCUGCAGACUACUUUCCGAGAAGCCCUUGACGUUUACCACAUGUUGCGCUCCAGCAGCCAGCUGGGCACAGAGCAGCAGCAGGCACAGACUGAGCUGGCCUCCGCCUUCCUUUGGAUCCACAGCCAGCUGGAAGCCAGUGACUGGCUGGUUGGGACUGACAUAGCCCCAGCUCAGCCCCUCCCCAGCCCAGAUCCCCCAUCCCCGCCCACACUGUGCCCCCUGGCCAGCCCAGACUUGCAGGCCCUGCUAGAACACUACUCGGAGCUGCUGGUGCAGGCUGUGCGGAGGAAGGCGAGGGGGGAUUGA